AUGAAAUUGUUUGGUUUUUUGAAAAGACAAACAAAUAAUUAACAUCAUGUUAUUUACUCAAAUAAUGAUGAAUAUCUUGGUAUUUGCUUUUUAUUAAUUUGUAAAGGAGAGAUGAAAGACAACAUGAAACAUGGUAAAGGAAUGUAUAAGUUUGCUAAUGGUAACCGUUAUGAAGGGGAAUGGUAUUAAAAUAAAAAACAUGGAACUGGAAAAUAUUAUUACAAUAGUGGAGAAUUAUAUAUUGGAUAAUGGUAACAUAACAAGAAGAAUGGACAUGGACAACAUUUUGGAGUUUAUGGUGAUAGAUAUGUUGGACAAUGGAUCAAUAAUUGUAAACAUGGACGAGGUACUAUUUAUUAUGCUGAGAACUCAAUAUACUCAGGUAUUUAUAUACAAGUAUCAAUGUAGGUGAAUUUUAAGACAAUAAGAAGCAUGGUCCUGGCUAUUUUUACAAUUCAAUUACUAGAGAGCUGACUUAUUAAUUAUAUGAUAAUGAUAAAUUAAAAGAGUAAAAAGUAGUUGAUUAAGUUCCUUGUGAUUUUGAAAACGUGUUUUCUGCUUAUUUAGUGAUAGAUAAUUAUAAAUUAUAUCCUCAACCAUUACCCAAUAGUAAAUAAGAGGAAAUACACUAAAUCUAGCAGGAAACACAUGGAUUCGAAACUUUAUAGGCAUUGAAUGAGACAGUGACUUUGAAAGGGAAAAAGAAAAGUAUUUAAAUCUUAUAUUAUAUUUUAAUUUAAUAGUGUAAGAAUGGAAUAUAGAUGAGGUUUGUACUUGGUUAGAUUGUUUAGGAUUAUCAUAAUAUAAAGAAAAUUUUAUUAAAAAUCACAUGAUCGGAGAGAUUUUACACGAUCUAACAGAUGUUGAAUUAAAAGAAGAAUUAGGUAUUGAGAUAUUGGGACACAGAAAACUAAUACUUCAGUAAAUUAAUAUACAUAAGAAAUAUUAUAUCAAAAAAAUGGCAGGGUAAAUCCAUAGAGCUGAUAGUGAAAAUUCAGGUGAUUAAUCAUCAAAAUAUGAUUAACUGUAUUCUAUAAUCCAAAAGAUUGAACCUACAGCAGUAGAAAGUCCUGGAAUGGAAGUUUUAAAAUAAAAGAAAUCAAAACGUAAAAGAUCAUCAGGAUCAGAUGAUAAAUAGACAUCACCUGAAUAAUAAGAAUAAUAAUAAGAGACUGCAAAAUUCUCACCAAAAUAAGGGAAUUAAGGUUAAAGUUUAAAAGUAGAAUCUAAUAAGGUAGUAAGUAAUUUUAAUUUUAAUAAUGCUUCUGGUUCAGAAUAUUCAGAUGUAAGUUCUUGCAGUUCUAAUGAAAAAUAAUAGGAAUAGUAAUAAGAAAAUAAUUCACCUAGCAAAUAUAAUAUAUUAUAAGAGAAGAAUCUAUAAUAGAAACAUUAAGAGAAACUUAUGAGUUUAUUGAAAAAUUUAGGAAUCAAUGAGAAAUUGUUGAUUAAUUAUUAAGAAAUUAAAUAAGGAUCUUAGAUUGGAAAAGGUAGUUAUGGAAUUGUUUUUAAAGGAAUUUGGCUUGGUUAAGAUGUAGCUAUUAAAUCUUAUUGUAAAAGGAAAGAUGAAUAAAAACAUAAAUAAUUAAUGGCUGAUUUUCUAAAAGAAGUUUAAGUUAUUUCUAAUUUAAGACAUCCUAAUAUAGUUCUGUAUAUGGGUGUUUGUAUAAAGAGACAUAAUUUUUACUUAAUUACUGAGUAAUUAACGAUAUAAUUUUUAGAUAUAUGGAAAAUGGGAGUUUAUAUGAUCAUAUUCAUAAAAGGAAAACUAAAAAUCUUAAUUUUAUAUAAAUUAUUGAAGAUAUUACUUUAGGAAUGAAUAAUCUUCAUGGUAGAAGAAUAAUGCAUUGUGAUUUGAAAUCAUCUAAUGUUUUGAUUGAUUAAAAUUGGAAUGUCAAAUUAUGUGAUUUUGGACUUUCAAGAAUUAAAAGCAAGAAAACUAAAAGUAUGAUUGGAACACCACAUUGGAUGGCACCUGAAAUUAUGAGAGGAGAACCUUAUACUGAAAAAUCUGAUGUAUAUUCUUUUGGAAUGAUUCUAUGGGAAAUUAUAACUGGUAAAAUACCUUAUGAAAAUCUUUCUAUUACAUAAAUUAUUGGAACAGUUGGAUGGGGACAUACUUAAGUUGAGAUCCCUUAAUUUAGUAAUCCACCUAUUUUGGCUAUUUUAGCUAAGGAUUGUCUAUAAAGAGAUUCUUCAUAAAGACCAACCUUUGCUAAAAUACUAGAAAGAAUUUAAGAGAGUCAAAAACAGAAAUGUUAAAACAAAGAGAAAGCUAAGAAAUUUUUAAUUGAUUUUUUAUCCAAUUGA
Paramecium primaurelia is the source of this 2307-nucleotide messenger RNA. The record is from the annotation of a GenBank genome assembly. NCBI's taxonomy places the organism in Eukaryota, Ciliophora, Oligohymenophorea, Peniculida, Parameciidae.